AGCCUCGUGUGGCCUAUAACAUUACAUUGCCAAAUUGCCCUUCACGCUUGCGGUUAACACUGAUGAUCUGGUGAUGAUCAUGAGCCCACUGCCCAGAUUGUUUACACUGACGCCACUGAUGGUAGAGGCCCUCGGACCUCGGAGUAAGAUUGCCGCUGAUAUGGAUACGGACAUACCUAGAUAUAUAGCACAAAUAUGUAUGUAUGGAGUGUUUUGUUUGACCAACUCAAUGGCGCAUACCAAAGUACCCGAAAUAUCGAAUGUUGGCCAAGACAAGCUCGUUUAAUUACUCUAUUAAACUGUCAUUAGGGUGUGGAUUAUGGAUGCCAUUACAUCAGGGGCCUAAUGGGUGGCCAUCGUGGGAUCAGUGGGAAUCAGUGGAUCGACCAUUGAAGCUCCGGAAUGUUCGCCUGGUGUUGGUUUAGUCUCUUAGUGGGCAGUCUGAUGCAAGUACAUCCUGUACUUUCCGCCAGGAGCCUAGUUCCAAAUAUGGGUUACUUUAUAGAAAUGAAGGAUAUCCUUUGCGAGGCCAAUCCUGAUUACUUUAAGGACUUCUGUUGCCGAAUUCGGCAGCCAAAAAACAGAAGCUUAGAAGCCUCUGUUAAUAUUGUGCAAGUAAUAACUAAUGGAUUUACUGGAUCCCUCAGGGUUUCCAUUCCAAAUCCUAAAAAAGUUAUGACGCAAAUAUUUGAAAUCACGUUCGAUGUGUGCAAAGUUCUUCGAGAGGGAAAACGACGAAUGCUGAUCGAUCUUUUGGUCAACACUUUGGCCAGAAGCAGUAGUUCCAAAAACUUUAAAUGUCCCUUUCCGAAGGGAAAAUUUGUGUCUAAUAAUAUAACUGUUACCGACUUGCCACCCAUGUUAACGGAAUCGGACUUCCUCGUUCACCUGGACUUUUUUAUUCCGAGAGUGGCCAUUGCCAUGAAUAUCACCCUCAAUGGGCAUCUCUUUGACGUUUCCAAGGAAAGGGCCAGAAAAAGGAAGUUUCUGUGAGGCUUUAACGUUUAUCGAAUUAUUGUAUUUUAAAAUAUUCGAGAAAUAAAUUAUAUUUAAAACACUAUAAAUU
Molecule: messenger RNA, 1066 nt
Organism: Drosophila ananassae
Lineage: Eukaryota; Metazoa; Arthropoda; Insecta; Diptera; Drosophilidae
Exons: 3
Coding region: 403-993 (196 amino acids)
Source: RefSeq, a predicted model, not a curated record